Molecule: messenger RNA, 3305 nt
Organism: Helianthus annuus (common sunflower)
Lineage: Eukaryota; Viridiplantae; Streptophyta; Magnoliopsida; Asterales; Asteraceae
Product: puromycin-sensitive aminopeptidase
Exons: 28
Coding region: 218-2878 (886 amino acids)
Cellular component (GO): chloroplast
Molecular function (GO): zinc ion binding; metallopeptidase activity
Source: RefSeq, a predicted model, not a curated record
AGGCAGAUCCUACAAAACCAUCAACAUCAAGAGAACCAAAUAAUACAUUAAGGAUAAAUCAUCUAGAAAAGUUUCUUUGAUUAAUUAUGUGCCGUUCAAAAUUCUACUCAACCCCAUUUCGCAGAUCAAAGAAACAAGGAGAAGCAGUCGAACAAGUACGGCAUUCGUUCGUUCAUUGGCAACAGAAUCUGUGUCAAAGUCGGCUGAAUAAUCGAAUAUGGAUGCUCCAAAAGAGAUCUUUCUAAAAGAUUACAAAUUACCCGAUUACUACUUUGAUACGGUGGAUUUAUCCUUUUUCUUGGGCGAAGAAAAAACAACCGUCUCCGCAAAAAUCAGUGUCGUUCCUAGAGUUGAUGGUGUCGCCUCUCCAUUGGUCUUGGAUGGGGUUGAUCUCAAGCUGAUUUCGGUCAAAAUUAAUGGCAAUGAACUUAAGGAGGGAGAGUUUCAGGUGGGCCCACGACAUCUUAUUCUCACGUCACCUCCAAGUGGGAAUUUUAUAUUGGAAACCGUCACUGAGAUAUUACCACAUAAGAAUACAUCAUUAGAGGGCCUUUACAAGUCUUCUGGUAAUUUCUGCACACAAUGUGAAGCAGAAGGUUUCCGGAAGAUAACAUUUUAUCAGGAUCGUCCCGAUAUUAUGGCAAAAGAUACUUGUCGUAUUGAGGCCAACAAAUUACUGUAUCCGGUGUUGUUGUCCAAUGGAAAUCUCAUUGAGCAAGGAGACUUAGAGGGUGGAAAUCAUUUUGCUAUAUGGGAGGACCCGUUCAAGAAGCCAUGCUAUCUCUUUGCUUUAGUUGCGGGCCAGUUAGAGAGCCGAGACGACACUUUCACGACCUGUUCGGGUCGUAAAGUUGCGCUGAAAAUAUGGACCCCACCGCAGGAUCUGCCUAAAGCAGAACAUGCCAUGUAUUCUCUUAAAGCAGCCAUGAAAUGGGACGAAGAUGUUUUUGGUCGCGAAUAUGAUCUUGAUAUCUUUAACAUUGUGUCUGUUCCAGAUUUCCUGGGAGCCAUGGAAAACAAGAGCUUGAACAUCUUCAAUUCAGCGCUUGUUUUGGCAUCACCAGAAACCACUACCGAUGCGGAUUAUGCUGCGAUUUUGGGUGUCACUGGCCACGAGUACUUUCAUAAUUGGACUGGCAACAGAGUAACAUGUCGGGACUGGUUCCAAUUGAGUUUGAAAGAAGGUCUUACCGUUUUCCGUGAUCAAGAAUUUUCAUCUGAUAUGGGAAGUCGUACAGUCAAGCGGAUCGGUGAUGUUUCAAGGCUUCGUACACGCCAAUUUCCACAGGAUGCUGGUCCUAUGGCUCACUCCGUUAGACCUCACUCUUACAUCAAGAUGGACAACUUCUAUACAGCCACAGUGUAUGAAAAGGGCGCUGAAGUCGUUCGCAUGUACAAAACAUUAUUGGGAAGUCAAGGGUUCCGAAAGGGGACGGAUUUGUACUUUGAAAGGCACGAUGGACAAGCGGUAACUUGUGAAGAUUUCUUUGCUGCUAUGCGAGACGCUAAUCAUGCAGAUUUUGCUAAUUUCUUAUUAUGGUAUUCACAAGCGGGGACUCCUAUUGUGAAGGUUACUUCUUCUUACAAUGCUGAAGCUCGUACAUUUUCUCUGAAGUUUAGUCAAACAGUGCCACCUACGCCAGGUCAGCCGGUAAAAGAACCCAUGUUUAUUCCUGUGGCAGCAGGGCUUCUCGAUUCAAGCGGCAAGGAUAUGCCAUUAUCAUCAAUCUAUCAUGACGGGAAAUUAGAGUCUGUUACAUGUUGCGGUCAGCCCGUUUACACCACUGUUCUCAGAGUCACAAAGGGUGAAGAAGAAUUUACGUUCUCUGAUGUGCCGGAGAAACCGAUUCCGUCUCUGUUGCGGGGUUACAGUGCUCCUAUCCGCCUGCAAUCUGAUCUCACAGACGAUGAUUUGUUUUUCCUUCUUGCUCAUGAUUCAGAUGGAUUUAAUCGUUGGGAAGCUGGACAGAUAUUGGCACGGAAAUUGAUGCUUAGCCAAGUUGUUAAUUUCCAAAAAAGUAGUCCGUUGGUUCUUGAUCCGCAAUUUGUGCAUGGUAUUAAAUGCAUACUUUUGGAUUCGAGUCUUGACAAGGAAUUUAUCGCGAAAGCAAUAACUCUCCCUGGUGAAAGUGAAAUAAUGGACUUAAUGGAAGUAGCCGACCCUGAUGCGGUCCAUGCGGUUAGAAAAUUUAUCAGAAAGCAGCUAGCUUCUCAACUCAAGCACGAGUUCUUAAAUCUGGUGAAAGAAAAUAGAAGCUCAGAGAAAUACGUGUUUGACCACACAAAUAUGGCUAGACGGGCUCUUAAGAACACUGCCCUUGGAUAUCUUGCAUCUCUUGAAGAUGAAGAAAUGACUGAGCUUGUGUUGCACGAAUACAAAACCGCUACAAAUAUGACAGAUCAGUUUUCGGCUCUGGCAGCCAUCGCUCAGAAAGCGGGUAAAGCCCGUGAUGAUGCUUUGGCUGAUUUCUAUAACCAAUGGCAGCAUGACUAUCUGGUUGUUAACAAGUGGUUUGCACUUCAAUCAUCGUCCGAUAUUCCUGGGAAUGUCGAGAAUCUUUACAAACUUUUGGGUCAUCAAGCAUUUGACCUUAAGAAUCCCGACAAGGUGUUCUCUUUGAUUGGAGGAUUCCGUGCUUCGCAUGUUAAUUUCCAUGCCAAAGACGGUUCGGGCUACAAGUUCUUGGGAGAAGUUGUGUUACAGCUUGACAAACUCAACCCACAGGUGGCGUCUGGCAUGGUUACAGCCUUUUCUAGGUGGAAGCGGUAUGAUGAGACCCGACAAAACCUUGCUAAGGCACAACUGGAGAUGAUCGUGUCGGUUAACGGACUUUCGGAGAAUGUAUACGAGAUUGCUUCAAAGAGUUUGGCUGCUUAAAAGCUAAAACCAUCUUCUCCUUGUUUACCAAAUUGGCAAUCAUACACAAAUGGAUUAGAAUGAUUAAAGCUCUUUUGGUUUUCAUGUAGUUACUGUGAUAGAAAUUUCCACACUAAGUUUGCAUUUUGUCUAUACAGCUAUUGGUUCUAAACAAGGUUUGUGAUAGAAAUGUCCACAUUAUGUAUGGGUCUUGGUUUGUGAUUUUGCACUUACAAACAGGGUUGUAAACGAACCGAACAUUCAGCGAAUAGUUUGUGAACUGUUCGGCGGGAAGUUCGUUUAAGUUUGUUCGUGUUAUUAAUGAACGAACAUGAACAGAGGUCUCGUUCGUUAGAUUGUGUUCGUGAGCGUUCGGUAACGUUCGUUCAUGUUCGUUUGUUAAUAUUGUUCAUGAAAGAUUUAUGUAAUUUUAUUGAUUUUAUCUAAA